CGUACCGUACGCCUCUGUGCUUCUUUGUGUUCCCUUUGUUCUCGCAUUGGGACUGUUCCGUGCCGUGUCGGAUCCAAUCACAGGGUUCUUUCCAUCGUAUCGCGUUCCGUUGUGAUUGCUGUACUGCCACGCGCAUGGUUCCGUCCGGUGGCCUUUCGUUUGGUCUUCGGAUUGCUUUUCUUCUUCGCUCGUUUACUCCGCUUUCUCGGACGCCAUCUUUUUGAGCAGGAAGAUCUGGCUCAGGGCGUCCUGGACGCUUCCGUCGGGUGUCGAGGCGCCCGAGGUGACCCCCAGGACCACGUCCCGGUCGGUGUCGUCGAGGGUGGUGAGGAACUCCUCGGUAACGAUUUCUCCGUCGACGGUUCGGUGCGUGAUGGUGUUGUCGGCCCCGAUGCAAUCGGCGCGGUUGAUGUGGAAGGAUCGGACCCCGGCCUUGUGGGGGAUUUCCAGCAGGUGGGCCGUGUUGGAGGAAUCCCAGCCCCCGACCACCAGGAUGAAAUCGAGACCAAGCCCGCUGGCGUUGUCUACGAGCUCGCUCACGGCGUCCUGGCGUUCCUGGGUGGCGUCGCAGAUGGUGUCGAAUUCCAUGUAGUGCUCGUCCACCUUGGCGGGUCCGUAGGUCUUCAUGAUGGCCUUUUGGAAGAGCUGUCCGAUCGCCUUGGUUUCCUUCUUGUACAUGGUAGUUUGGUUGGCCAGACCGACCUUGUCCAGCAUGGUGUCGGGGUCAAAUCCCUCGCUCACGGCCUUUUCAAAGUAUUUCAUAAACGCCUCCUUGUCCUCCUUGGUGUUCUCUUUGCCCUUUUGUAUGUAAUCGACCACCAUCUGGGCUUCCUUCAUGUCCUUGACGCAGAUGUAAUCCUCACAGAAGGAAGUGGUGGCGAGUGUUUCCUCGUGGGCGUACUUUCCGUGAAUGAUGGAGGUCAACCCCCCCCGCUGGUGCUGAUCGACGGCGUUCCAUACCUUGGAAACCCAGGGGCAGGUGGUGUCUACGACCU
Messenger RNA from Pseudo-nitzschia multistriata, 995 nucleotides. Lineage: Eukaryota; Bacillariophyta; Bacillariophyceae; Bacillariales; Bacillariaceae. The record is from the annotation of a GenBank genome assembly.